This is a messenger RNA of Penicillium maclennaniae, 2619 nucleotides long. RefSeq names its product putative protein kinase Yak1. Gene Ontology annotation, cellular component: nucleus; cytoplasm. Bases 1 to 2619 code for a protein of 872 amino acids. NCBI's taxonomy places the organism in Eukaryota, Fungi, Ascomycota, Eurotiomycetes, Eurotiales, Aspergillaceae. The record is from RefSeq and is a predicted model, not a curated record. Gene Ontology annotation, molecular function: protein tyrosine kinase activity; ATP binding; protein serine/threonine kinase activity. Gene Ontology annotation, biological process: peptidyl-serine phosphorylation; peptidyl-threonine phosphorylation. The transcript is spliced from 9 exons.
AUGGACUCUGGGUGGCAGCCCUACCAGGAUCCCCUGAUGGGUGACUCUGCGCAGUACGAUACUGGGUUGGCGUCGCAUCCUCAGCAACUAGGCUCGAAGUACGGUCAGCCACCGCAGUCACAGCCCCCGGUCGGGUUCCAAUAUGAGACCUUUCAAACUCCCGGCACCAACUCCAAGCCUUCCUCUGCCGGUCCCAACUCCAAGCCUGUCUCCAUGGCCUCGUCUCCGACCGCCACGCCACGUAACCGGGAUUAUGUCACCGAUGCGGAUGCCACUAUGGAGGACGCGGACCCAUACAACCGUGCCAAGUACCCCUCGAGGCCGAAUCAUCACAAUCGCGCCUCGUCUCAAUUCCUCUCGCAGACUGAAGAGUCGUCGGCCGCCCGCAGAUAUUCGCCCAUGAAUGUCUUGUCGCCGCCGAUGUCAUUCCCUACGAGCCCCGGGAAGUCCCAGCAAAGCUACGGCUUCCCGCCCUCGGCGCCAGGCCAAGCGCGACGGUCGCCGGCCAGGUCGGCCGACUAUGCAUCGCCUCCCCAGGGAUAUCAAUCGCCGCCAUCGAAUCGAGCCUCUAGACCACCCCCGCUUCAGGCGGGCGACCUCAGCCCCGACCAGUAUUAUCCCCCGUCCGCAUCCUCCCACAUAAGUUCAUCAUUCGGCCCCGGCACACGAUCCCCAAGAUCCGGCUCCCUGCCAUUACAGAUCCCUGGACGUGGUCCGGUUCCCAAAUUUCAGAAGAUCAAGUCGGUUCAGGAGCUGCAACCGCGGGUCCACACUCAACCUGCGUACCGACGUGCGAACCCAGAGGGUGGUUUUAUUAGCCCCCUCCAAGCCUUGACUACGCACCUUCCUUCGACCAAGGGCGUGAAGAACGAUGGUUAUGACAACGAAGACAGCGAUUACAUUUUAUACGUCAAUGAUAUUCUGGGUAGCGAGGAAGCUGGUCAUAAGAACCGUUACCUCAUUCUCGAUGUCCUGGGCCAAGGUACAUUCGGUCAAGUGGUGAAAUGCCAGAACCUGAAAACACAAGAGGUUGUGGCUGUCAAGGUCAUCAAGAACAAGACCGCAUACUUCAACCAGAGUAUGAUGGAGGUUUCGGUACUGGAUCUUCUCAACAGCAAGUACGAUAAGAACGAUGACCAUCACCUUCUGCGUUUGAAGGAUACAUUUAUCCACCGGCAGCAUCUGUGUCUUGCCUUUGAGCUUCUCAGUGUCAACCUGUACGAGCUGAUCAAACAGAAUCAAUUCCGCGGAUUGAGUACUACCCUCGUCCGUGUCUUCGCGCAGCAAUUGUUGAACGCUCUCAGCCUUCUCAACAAAGCGCACCUUAUCCACUGUGAUCUGAAACCGGAAAACAUUCUUUUGAAGAAUCUCGAGAGCCCUAUCAUCAAAGUCAUUGAUUUCGGUUCUGCAUGCGAUGAGCGGCAGACCGUCUACACAUAUAUUCAAUCGCGCUUUUACCGAUCACCAGAAGUGCUACUUGGUUUGCCGUACUCAUCCGCAAUUGACAUGUGGUCUCUUGGCUGCAUCGUCGUCGAGCUCUUCCUUGGCCUCCCUCUCUUCCCCGGCUCCUCUGAAUAUAACCAGGUCUGUCGGAUUGUUGAGAUGCUGGGACUACCUCCAACAUGGAUGCUUGAGAUGGGCAAGCAAUCAGGCGAGUUCUUUGAAAAGACAUCAGAUGAGUAUGGGCGGAAGACCUACCGUCUCAAGAGCUUGGAACAAUACUCGCGAGAGCAUAACACAAAGGAACAGCCAAGCAAGAAGUACUUUUCUGCCUCGACCCUAGAAGAGAUCAUUCGGAGCUACCCCAUGCCGAGAAAGAACAUGAAGCAGGCUGAGAUGGAACGAGAACUCAACAAUCGAGUCGCAUUUAUUGACUUUGUGCGUGGCCUACUGUCCAUCAACCCUCUUGAGCGAUGGUCUCCCCAGCAGGCGAAGCUUCAUCCUUUCAUCACUCAGCAAAAGUUCACUGGCCCAUUUGUGCCCCCAAUGAAUUUGAAGUAUUCGACCAUCAAUAAGACGGUCGCACCUGGCGUUCAGCAGCAGCAGCAGGCUGAGGCUGCUAGUAAGCAGCGCGCGGCGCAGGCGGCUCAUGCGCAGUCAACGUACAACAUGCAGAUGAACCAGUACCAUGCUCCGGCCCAUGCUCAGGCCCCACCAAUGUAUAACGGCAUGUACCAGCAAGGCGCACCACCACCGCCGCCUCCGUACCCCACACAACCGCCCGGGUAUGGCCACCAAAUGAAUAUGGUACCAGGCCAGAUUCCUCCUCAACCUCAGUAUGCCCCAUCGCAGAGCCUCUACGCUCAAGCAACAACACGGGCGGGCCGUCAGCGUGCCUCUACGAUGCAUGACGGAGGAGGCAUUCCGCCGACAAUCCAGCGAGUGGCUAGCCACCUUGACCCUAGCGCGCCCAUUCGCCUGCAGCCUAGUCCUGCUUACUACCCGCCCCCUGCUGACGGUUACGUCGAUGCGUCUGGCCAACAACGUCGCCGUGGUAGUCGAGCUGGCGGAAGCGGAAACGCAACAGGAAAUGGAAACCAGCGCAACCGAGACUUUAUCCGCACACUCGAGGACGGGGUCCUGAGCGAAGGGUACAUGAAUCAGAAUCAGUGGCACUAA